Molecule: messenger RNA, 1032 nt
Organism: Jatropha curcas
Lineage: Eukaryota; Viridiplantae; Streptophyta; Magnoliopsida; Malpighiales; Euphorbiaceae
Product: Sterile alpha motif (SAM) domain-containing protein
Molecular function (GO): protein binding
Source: RefSeq, a predicted model, not a curated record
CUUCUCUCCCUCGCUUUCUGUUUGCUUCACUUGGAAAAGGAAAAAAAAAAAAAAAACAAAAAGGGGAAGAUUAUUAUUUAUUUUUAUUAGUAUUUUAUUAAAUAUGUAUUAAAAGGCUUUGGUAAAGGGAAAGCUAAAUUUGAUUCAAAGUGCUCUUGUUUCUGAAUCCGGGAAUUUUCAUUUAUUUUCUUGGGAAUCAAACCGAGUUCUGAUUUUGCUUUGGUCUUUGUUUUUGAGUGAAAAAUUGGAUUGAAUUUUGUGAAAUUUAGAUUCUGUUUGGCUUUGAAGGUUAGGUAAUUUUGGUUUGGGGACAUUUACUAAGGAAAUGAGCAAAGAAAGGCCGCCUGAACCUCUUGAUUUCUUCAUUUGGACUGUUGAGGAUGUGGGUUUGUGGUUGGAAGAGAUAAACCUGGGUAGCUACCGACAGAUUUUCAAAGAGAAUGGUGUCAAUGGAGAGUAUUUAGAGGGCAUGUCCAUGUUCACAACUGAACAGAUUCUACGGUUUAUAAGGCGGUGCCACAUGAAAUGGGGAGACUUCAUCACGCUGUGUAAGGAGCUCAGACGAAUAAAAGUGGCUUGCCUAAAAGGAGAGCAAAAAGUUCGCCGGCCAUGGUGGGCUCCGUCUUGCCUCUCUAUAGUCUUUGUCAAGGUAGCAAAACGCAACAGACAGUCACGAGUUGUUUCUUUGAAGCUGGAACCCUGAAGGAAAAAAGAAAAUCGUACGUGUAUGUAUUUGUAGUUUUGUUUUUGCUUAGGGAACAGAAUAGUAGAGAACUCAAAAACUUUUGUUGUCAAUCUGGCAAGAUCUUGCUGAAAGUUCUUCAAUGGAGAACUUUCUUUCAUAUACGGGCUUUUUUUUUAUAUAUUUAUUCCUGAUGAUUUGUAGUUAUACUUCUGUUUCAAUCUUGAGAGCAGAAUAUGAAUGUCAUGUCAAGAAAAUCACUGUAAUAUUGUUCAGUUGAGAAAAAAUUUGCUCUUGGACAUUCUCCACAGAAAUUUUAUAGCAUCAAUCUUUCCCUGAUUAUUUAACAA